Molecule: messenger RNA, 5123 nt
Organism: Parasteatoda tepidariorum (common house spider)
Lineage: Eukaryota; Metazoa; Arthropoda; Arachnida; Araneae; Theridiidae
Gene: LBR
Product: lamin B receptor
Biological process (GO): cholesterol biosynthetic process
Cellular component (GO): nuclear inner membrane; endoplasmic reticulum membrane
Molecular function (GO): Delta14-sterol reductase activity
Source: RefSeq, a predicted model, not a curated record
UAUGAAAAUGGUACCUAUCAUACCUAUCUAAGCCGAUGGAGUGUUGAAGCUUUUGUAAUUUUUUAAUAAAUUACUCUAGUAGGAUUUUGUUCAAUCGUUUGUGGUUUCUCAUUUUAAAGGAUAUUUUAAAAAAAUUCUUACCGGUAUAUUUUGUGUUUACCGGUUUUUAAAAUAUCCGCCAUUAUUGAAUGCUUGAUUCUCCAAAGUAGUCCAUGAAUCAAAAUGUCGACUAAGUUCAAGAAAGGUGAUCAAGUGCAAGCUCGAUGGGCUGGAAGUAAGAAAUUUUAUGAUGGAAAAAUUGUUGAUGUCCUAAAAACUGUGUGCAAAGUUCAGUUUGAGAAUGAUGGAACUAUUUCAUCUGUGAAGUUGGCAGAUAUUAAGAAACCUGAAAAGAAUACUGAAGAAACUUCAACCAAAAGUAAUCGUUCAAAAACAAGAAAUCGUAGCAGAUCAACCGGAAGAGAAACAAGAUCGAGGUCGAAGUCACCUGCAAGGAAAUCUGGCAGAUCUAAAAAAUCAACUGGUGAAGAUAAUUCUAAAACAGCAGUUGUUGAAACAGAGAAACCUUCAAACGUUAACAGUGUAUCAAAAGAUGUUGUUGACAGUGUUAAAAAACCUCUUCUUAGCAGAGAAACAUUAACUUCAUUGAAUUUAUCACCCAUUGUAAAGCUUAACAGCUAUUUUAGUAGUAAAGAGACAACAUCAGUAAUGAAAGCCGAGGCUACCGCAACCACAACCGAAGGAAUUCGUUCUAAGCGGCUUUCUGCUUUGAGAAGCAUGGAGUCAACUCAACGACAGUUGGAAUCGAAGUUUGAAAGUAAGAAACUUCCCUCAAAAGCUAAAUAUUCAGAUGAUGACGAAGAAGAAGAAGAGGAGGAUGAAAUUGAUUCAAGGCCAAAACAGAUUUCUAAAGUGUGGCAGACUGCAUAUUUUCUCUCUACGCUUUUGAAGAUAUUUUUUCUCCCUGCAGUUCUUUUGUUCUUAAUAUUUGCUUGCACGACCAAAGCUUGUACCAUUUUGGAAGUGCCUCCUUUCUUCUCGAGAUGGUCUGUUUUGGUAAACAGUGUAAAGAUUCCACUGGCAUCUGUAAUUGCAUUUCAUCUUUUACUUUGCUUGCUACCUCUCAUUCCACUUGGUAAAAAAGUACUUGGAUUUCCAUCAUUGGACAGCAAAACUGCUAUGGAAUAUAGACUUCACGGUUUGGUCUACUUAGUUUGCAGCAUGAUAAUAUUUGGAGUUUGUGCUUAUUUUGGUAUUAACAUGAAUUGGGGUAUAGAUAAGUUCAAGCCGAUUGCAUUGAGCUCUUUUAUUUAUUGUGCUGUUUUUUCUUUCAUUCUAUACAUCACUCACUGCAUAAAGGGACAUGGUUCUGUACCCACAAAAGUGCCCUUUAUUGGUAAAUUUUACAGUGGUUCUUAUACAAAUCCUGUUCUAUUUGGGAAAAUUGAUGUUAAAACAAGUUUUAUUCGUGCAGGAUUGAUUGGAUCUGUUCUUUUAAAUUCCAGUAUUCUGAUGAAAUAUUUUCUUUUGAAAAGUGCUCGUUCUGCAAUUCCUUUAGGUUUAACUGCUGGAAUGCAAAUCCUUUUUGCUCUCCAUUUGUUGUUUUGCGAGGAAAAAUUGUUGAGUACUUAUACUUACACUUCUGAUACUGUGGGAUAUGCUUUUAUUUUGACAACUGGAUUUCUUGUACCUUUUGGCUUAUCAGCUCCAAAUGUUUACCACUAUCUCUAUGAAACUAAGACCUCUUUGACGUUAUACUGGUAUUACUCAGCAGUAGCAGUUAUUGUAGUUCUGUUUUUGAUUGGAUACUAUAUUUUUCUGACAUCAAGUAACCUGAAGCACAAUUUUAGGAGAGAUCCAUAUGGGAAAGCCAUGCUAAAACAUGAUUCUGUUCCCACUCAAAUAAAAUCCAAGAGGCUUCUUCUCUCUGGAGGAUGGGGAUUGGUUCGUCAUCCCAACUAUUUAGGACUUUUGAUCAUGGCUAUUGCUUGGACUCUUUCUUGUGGUUUUACCCAUGCUGUACCCUAUGGACCUCUGGCAAUGUUAUUUCUUGCAUUAGUGUUUCGAAUCUUCAGAAUCGAAAAAGAAUGCAGCGAAAAAUAUGGGCCUGGAUGGAAAAAUUACACAGAAAAAGUUCGCAGUCGUCUCAUACCUUACAUAUUUUAAAAUCACUCAUCUUCAUUUCUUUUUCUCACCCUGUAUGUAAUUCAAGUACAUAUAUCAUGAUCAUCAUCUGAUGAGUGGAUUUUAAAGGUUCAAUUGAACUUUAUCCUUUUAAAGGAACUUUUUAUUGUAUUGUUUUAUUAAUCAUUUUGACAUUUGCUCAUAUCAGUGUAUUCAUUUAUUAAUAUGUGACAUAGUUAAUAUAUAUUUAUGGUUUUUAUACAACAUUCAUAUAUUUGCUCACAUCUCAUAAUUUUAAAUGCACAGAGAUUUUACGUGACUCUUUCGAAGAAGGAGAUCUUGCACAAAUAUGAAGAAAAAAAAAUCUUUAAAAUUUUGUACUUAUAUAAUGAGUUGAUUCUUUCGAUGGAUAUUUGUGAUAAAUUGUUCAUUAAUACAUUUUAUUAUUGUGUGCACUCAAGUACAUAUUUCCUUUUAAAAUCAUAUUUUGUAAUUUUAAAGUUAAAUCAUUUUGUUUAUGUUUGAAUUACUCCAUUUUUUUCAACCUUGUUAAUUUUUUUUUUAAUUUUUACAAAUGUUGUCUUUAUGAACCUUUUAGUAGUACAGAUUUACUUAUUCAUAUAAGUUUUAAUGUAUUUUAGUUAUUUAAAAUCAUAAUGUUAAAUAUUGCAGAACAGAUUGUUGGCAAAUAAGAACAGAUAGUAGUUAGAGAAGCCAUCUACUGCAGAUUUUACCUAAAUAAUAUAGAUUUUAAUCCCAGGUCUGGAAUUAAGGAAAGGUUUUAUAUCUUAUUCUUGCAGUUGUCUCUUAUUUUCUUUUGUUUUAAUUUUCAGUUAGCUCCUUAUUUUUUCUUACAUUUUCACAAUUCUGCAUCAAAAUCUAAUUUUUUCACUGAAAAGGCAUAAUAUUUUAACCCAUUUUUAAUCCGAAUAGUAAAAUUAAAUUUAUUGAAUUGUAUUUCAUUAUUUGGAAGUACCAAUUACUGUAAUUUCAAUUAAAUUCUUACUUUUAAUUUGGAAAUUAUAACAAAGAAUUUCUUUUAUCUUAACGAAAAAUAAAAAGAAAAAAAUUAUCUAUAUAUAUAAAUAUUUAUUUCUAAAUAAUUAGCUCCUAAAUUAGUUUUAAAAAAUUACCAAGUUUUAUAUUGAAAUCAACAUUUACAUCAAAAGUUGUUGACUAUUUUAUUAAAUGAAAAAAAUUUCUUUGGCUUUUAACAAAUCAGAAAUGUGUUGAAUGUGUCACAGUUCAUAUAAUCUUCAUGUUAAAUUAAAUUUUUUAAACUAUUUUAAUUAUACAUGUAUUAUUUGUUUUUGUUUUAAUUUUUAAAAAAAAUAUCAAUUCUUAAAUCUUAUCAUUCUAGAAAUGAAGAAAAUUAGUAUUCUCAAUGCAUAUUUUUUUAUAUUAAUUAAAAUUUGUGUGUUAGGUUUUUAGAAAAAUCUUCUCCUUUAAGGACACGGUUAAAGCUGAGAAAAAAUAUAAACGAACACAAGAGCAACAGUAUUGUUAAACAUAAUUUGCUUUUUUUUUCUUUUUCAAAUAAUAUGUCGCUAUUAUUAUUUUAUGAUUUUCUGUUAGAUAGUUUUAUUAUAAAUAGCGUUGUACAAGCCUUUAGUUAAUAACUUGUGACUAUUUGUAUCUAAUUGUAAUUUUUUAUAAUGAAAAUUCAAUUACAAUUGAAAUUGUGUAGUUUUAUAAUUUUUUUAGAUUCUAUUUGUUAUACUUUUAUUUUUAUGUGUAGAUAUAGGGUCAGCAAUUUUAAUUUAUUCAAACAACAUAAAAAUCUUUUCUCGACAAUUCCCAAGGGGAAUACAAUGAACUGAGAUGUACGCAGAAGAAAAUAUCUGAAUUAUAUCAGAAUAAUAGCAUGAUUAGAACGGCUGUGCAAAUUUUGCUAAAUUGUUCCAAAAUAGCUGAAAUUAUGCCAAACUACUCCAAAAUAAAUGAUAUUCAUUGAUUGAAAAACAUAAGUUUAGCACCAAUUUUGAGUGCAAAAAUCAGUUUUAUUGCUCCAAAAUAACAAGCAUUUUUAUUUUUUCUUCUGGAUGUCUAUUAAUAUGCUUAUCUGGAAAGAAAGUUCGGUGGGUAUCAGAAUCAGCAUGUCAAAAAAUGGUUUAGUAAAUUUUUUUUCACUUAAUGUUAUGUUUUUUUUAAAAUUUUAAUAAUUACAAGCUCUGUGAACUUAGCAUAAAAUGUAUAUUUUAUAUGCUACUAAUUAAAUGUUUCGUAACUAGCAGACUUCUUUUUAAACUGACUUUUUAUCUGCCUCAAUCCAUUAAAGUUUUCAUUGACUGCUACAUUUUCUUAAAAUAGGUAUUCAAAACCUUUGCUGACCCUUGAAAUAUUUGAAAUGUAUGUUGUGUGAUUCUCAUGUUUAAAUUCGAUGACAGGAUUGUUCUUAUUUGUAUUUUGUUUUCUUAAUACCAGAAUGCUUUGCUGUUAUUUUUUUGAACAUACAUUUUUUUUUUUUUGUAUAUGCUCUUUUUUCGUAAUUUAUUUAUAAUUCAUCAUUAUGUGAAUGAGCCUAGCAUCUGUUUUAAAAGGGUGGUAAACUGGCAGAAAUUUAAUUCAGUCCUGUAAAAAAGAAUGUUUUCUUAAGUCUUACAAAAUUUACUUGAAGAUUUUUCCAAUAUUUUGUAACUUUUCUCUAAAGUAUUCAAUUUUAGCAUUUAUUUUUGGCAAAACUUUCUUUUAAGUUUGAUUUACUGUACUUUGAUUUCUGUACCACCACUCAACUUAAUUUAAAACUGCUUGAUAGAAUUCUUAUUUAUAAAUAUACAGGAUAAGAGUGAAAUUUCUUCUUCACAUUUACCUAAGGUUUGACAAACUCAUUUGAAAUUAAGUUUUAAAAUAUAAGUAAUGUACUGUGAAUUAUAAUUUUUGUAUUUUAACACUUUUUGUAAGUAUUAAUGUUUUAGGUCCACCUGACUAAAUUGAUCAGGUGCAUGUGUACAGCAUCAUCAUUCAUUUUUAAUGAUUAAAAUUUUAUUUUGAAAAAAUAA